AUGCAACAACAACAACAACAACCAUUAUUUCCACCCCCACCGCCUUAUGAUGCUCAUGGCAAUGAGAUCUAUCUCUCAGAAAUGGAUUCAAAUGCUUGGCCUUCGAGCUAUUACGGAAGAACAAGGCGUAUUGAUCUCGCUAAGUUCUAUUUUGACAUAUUGAAAGCAAGCAGUGAUGAAAUAGAUAAAGUCAAUCACCAACAGCAGCAACAGUGCGAUGAUUUAUGCAGCAGCAGUAGUGAUGAGGAAGAACAGAUAUCCAUUAUACAAAAGCCCAAAUCGGUUAAGAAAGUAACAUUUUCAAAAGAACCACCUACGAUUUUUGAGUAUGAACCAGAAUAUGACAAAACAGCCACGAUGUUGUAUACUAGCAGCAACAAUAUGACUUACAAUCAUACUCCUGUCAGUUACAAGAACAAUUCCUUGUUUGAUGAAGGAUGGCCCGGUCGAACGAAAAAAGCAAUGAAUUCUGCUGGAUUCAUUGAUUUCAAGUCUAAAAUAGAAGCUAAAUUAGGAGCAGUCAAUGACCCUGCUCUCUUAUUAGCUCUGGAUAAAAACAAUGAAACUAUAUUGAAACUAGCUGAGGAUAAGGAUGACAACGAUGAUAAAGUUAUCUGUAGUACUACCAUGGUCGAUAGAGAACUGUCUCAAGAUAGCCGUGGUUAUUACCGUCACCGAAAGAGUCCCCUAGUGCAAAGCUUGAACCUUCAGCCUAUUCUCAAUACCAACUGUGUUGUUUCUGCUGCAACGACUACUACAACAGAUGAUGAUCCAGGUCUCUUGACCGACAAUUCUCCUUCUCCCUCAAUUUCUUAUACUGACUCCCCAAUAACGCCCAAAGAUAGCCAAGACUUGUUGUUGCUAUCAAAUAUUACUGUGAUACCCUCUGUGAACAUUAUUCCUACCGCUGAUACAAACCCUAUUGAUAAGUCAACAACUUCGUCGUUGCUAUCCCGUAAAAACAGUGGUAAAUGGCUGAAAUCUCUAUCCAUUAGAAUGAAAAAUGGACCCAAAUCAGCGAAGACCAAGCCAUUAAUCAAACAAAUAGCAUGA
Molecule: messenger RNA, 1053 nt
Organism: Mycotypha africana
Lineage: Eukaryota; Fungi; Mucoromycota; Mucoromycetes; Mucorales; Mycotyphaceae
Exons: 1
Coding region: 1-1053 (350 amino acids)
Source: RefSeq, a predicted model, not a curated record